Dothidotthia symphoricarpi CBS 119687 is the source of this 1014-nucleotide messenger RNA. RefSeq names its product kinase-like protein. The coding region runs from base 1 to 1014 and encodes 337 amino acids. Gene Ontology annotation, molecular function: ATP binding; protein serine/threonine kinase activity. The transcript has 5 exons. Gene Ontology annotation, cellular component: nucleus; cytoplasm. NCBI's taxonomy places the organism in Eukaryota, Fungi, Ascomycota, Dothideomycetes, Pleosporales, Dothidotthiaceae. Gene Ontology annotation, biological process: intracellular signal transduction; protein phosphorylation. The record is from RefSeq and is a predicted model, not a curated record.
AUGGCGCUACGUAUUGGGCAAAUCCUUCGUGGGGCCAAAGGAAACUAUGAACUUUUACGGUCGUUGAAAGGCUCUACUGUCUUCAAAGCCAGAGUUCUAUCUGGCUCUUCUACCCAAGCAAAAUGGGCUAUAAUUAAAUCAGCCGCAACUGAAAGCGAGAGAAUGUGCUUAAGGCGCGAGCAUCGCAACUACAAAAUCGAUAAGAUCGCUUCAAGUCCAUAUAUUCGAGCACUGUACGAUACUAUACAGUUGGAUACAUCUCAAGACGAUACCGUGCAUUUGAGUACAUCUCGAGACAACGCCUCAUGUUUAGUAUUCGAAUGGAUGGAUCAUGACUUACGAGCGGUAACUGCGCCAGAGUUCCGGAGUGACUCAAAACUACCAAAGGCUGUGUGCCAUGGAGUUUUAUCAGCACUUGAUGUUUUGAAGACGCUUGAUGCGGUUCAUACAGACAUCAGUCCAAAUAACAUAUUUAUUUCCGAUAUUGAUGGGAGGCAGCCAGUCGCAAAGCUGGGGGAUCUUGGAAACAGCAAGUUGAUCAGGGAUAGCUCCGCAACUCAACGUGCUCAAUGCCUGCCGUGUAGAGCGCCGGAGGUCUGGAGAGGGCAAUCGUGUCGACACGCUUCCGAUAUCUGGUCUCUUGCUGUCACAUUAACCACGAAACUAUCGCCACUUGGUUUGUUCGGCACCGGCGAUAAAAUUAUCGAGGGUCAUGCAGAGGCAUGGUGCAUUGCGAAAAUCAUAUGUCUUGUUGGCCCGCUAGGUCUGCCUGUCAAUCGCCAGUUCAAAGAAGAGUUUGAGUUUGCCGCAAAGUUAGCUGUCAUGAACCAUCCAAGUGGUAUCAUGAAGCUCAUUGAUCGACUCAACUGGCGCGAGGAGCUGCAGCAUAUCCCAGAUCCCCCAGUACCAUCAGACGUGAUGGAUUUUAUCGAAUCUUUACUUGUCAUUGACCCCGAAAAGAGGCCUACGGCGUCGGACGCGUUGUUGCACCCUUAUCUACAACCUACUGCAUGA